Messenger RNA from Dunckerocampus dactyliophorus (ringed pipefish), 3695 nucleotides. RefSeq names its product gastrula zinc finger protein XlCGF57.1-like. The record is from RefSeq and is a predicted model, not a curated record. NCBI's taxonomy places the organism in Eukaryota, Metazoa, Chordata, Actinopteri, Syngnathiformes, Syngnathidae. The transcript has 3 exons. Bases 157 to 2007 code for a protein of 616 amino acids.
GCUAAACGCGGAAGUUAACGACACAGCAGUCAGACAACAUGAGGCAAAUGGCGAUGACGACAAAUUGUCAGGGAAUGGCUUCAAAAGCAUGAAAGAGUUAGAAAGAAAAGACAAACAGCGACCGCCGACUUCAUUUCUGUGUGUUUUAGUGGCGCAAUGGCGUCGGGUGAGGAAGAACUAUCUCGAACAAGAGAGGAGUACGAGCGAGAACAGCUGGAGGUUUGCUCGACUAACAUUUUCCUUCACAGUCAAGAUGGCCAGCAGCUGAUUGGGCGUCAAGAACGUCCCACUCAGCCUCAGGGUGGGAGCUCCACCUUGAAGCAGGAGGAUCUACAGUUUCCCAACAUUAAAAAGGAAGAGGAGGAACUCUGGAUUGCUCAGGAGGGAGGUGUGCCUGUGAAGACUGAAGACCAUGAAGAUGUCAGUGAAGAACAUCUUCAGCACAAGGAGCCUCAGCCCCCCCACAUCAAAAAGGAGGAGGAGAGACCAGAACCCAUCCAGAGUAAAGAGGAAGAAGAGGAUCACAGAAUCAGUCAAGAGGGAGAGCAUCUUGAAGGACAGGUGGAGUUUCCAGUGAUUGUUGUCCGUGUGAAGAGUGAAGAUGAUGAAGACAAAGGUCCAAGUGAGGAGAAAAGAGAAGUGGAGCCUCCGAGCAGCAGCUCAACUCAACACAUGACAAUAGAAGCUGAUGGAGACCACUGUGGAGGAUCACAAGCAGACAACCUCUUAGCUUUACUAUCAGGUAGUGACGACACAACGUCACACUCUCCUGACACUGAUGAUGAAGACUCUAAAGCUGAUCAGACAUGUCACACUGACGACACACACUUGAAAUGCUCUCAGUGUGAUCAAACUUUUGAGCACAUGAGAGCGCACACUGGAUAUAAACCAUACUUCUGCUCAGAGUGUGAUAAAACAUACUCUGAGAAGGUACAAUUGACAAUACACAAUAGGGAAAAACCUUUUACCUGUUCUCUAUGUGGUUUAGGUUUUGGACGAAAUCAGAAUUUGAAAAGACACAUGACAAUACACACUGGAGAAAAACCAUAUUCAUGUUCAAUCUGCAACAGAAGCUUUCGUAUCCAAAAAAACCUUGAAAGACACAUGAGAACACACACUGGUGAGAAACCAUUUUCCUGUUCAGUGUGUGGUACAGGUUUUGCACGAAAUGAUCAGUUGAAACAGCACAUGACAGGACACACCGAAGAGAAAUCACAUUCAUGUUCAAGCUGCAACAAACGCUUUUAUGAUAGAGCAAACCUUAAGAAACACAUGACAGUACACACUGGUGAGAAACCAUUUAUCUGUUCAGUGUGUGGUACAGGUUUUGCACGAAAUGGUCAUUUGAAACAACACAUGACAAUACACCCCGAAGAAGAAAAACCAUAUUCAUGUCCUAGUUGCAGCAAAAGCUUUCAUUACCGAACAAACCUUAAAAAACACAUGAGAAUACACACUGGUGAGAAACCCUUCUCCUGUUCAGUGUGUGGUACAGGUUUUGGUCGAAAUAGUCAUUUGAAACAACACAUGAGAAUACACACUGAAGAAAAACCAUAUUCAUGUUCUAACUGCAGCAAAUGCUUUCGGAACCAAACAAACCUUAAAAAACACAUGAGAAUACACACUGGAGAAAAACCAUAUUCAUGUUCAGUCUGCAACAGAAGCUUUCAUGACCAAUCCAACCUUAAAAAACACAUAAGAGUACACACUGGUGAGAAACCAUAUACCUGUUUGGUGUGUGGUACAGGUUUUGCACAACAAGGUCAUUUAAAAAGACACAUGACAAUACACACUGGAGACAAACCAUAUUCCUGUCCAAGCUGCAGCAAAGGCUAUUUAUACCAAACGAGCCUUGUGCGACACAUGAGAGUACACACUGGUGAGAAACCAUUUUCCUGUUCAGUGUGUGGUACAGGUUUUGGACAAAAUAGCGUUUUAAAAAGGCACAUGAGAAUACACACCAGAGAAAAACCUUAUUCGUGUUCUGUUGUGACUAUUUUGAGUUAAGUUUUUAAAACAGGCAGGGAAUUAUUUAGUUUUGGUUUACAUUAAAAGAGCUCUAGAAAUAUUUGUGGUGAAAAGAUAUGGGAAACCAGCUAAUGGUAGUUAUUUGAAAAAGAAGUGUGUUUUAUUUUGAAGCUGGUUAACAGGACGUGAACGCUGCAUGUGCUGUAUUUGAACUUGAUUGUAUUCAAGCACUGAUGAAGAAAGGUUUUCUCCUGCUCUGUAAGUUUCUAUAACCAUAAAUCAAUAAAUAUGAUUUUAUAGGAUUUUGGUCACAGCAUGAAACUGCCAUUCAUCACAAUGAGACCUUGGCCUACACACGCACAACUGACUUCAGUGGUGAAUGGAGGGUGCUUGAGCUCAUCCAGUUCCUGCUGAACAAAGUUGAAAGCAGAGAAAGAUCGCUGCUGCUCACCAGACCAGAGGACAAUAAAAAGGACACGCUCUCAAGCAAAGUCAUGUGGCAAGUUGACAUCCUUCACUGAAAACAGACCUAAAAAAAUGGGCCGUGCCCGAGGAAUUUAAUUUUCAUUCCACAGAUGGCCCGAGGCCAUACUUUGGACUCCCAUGCAGGUUUCAACAGGAAGGAGAAGUGUUGCCAGGCAACAUAGGAGUGAAUCCAAGCUCUGCCUUCUUGGGUCGGUCCCUUGUCAGGGGUUGGGCUUCAUUGUGGAGGGUUUUAUGCAGGUUUUUAUAAUUGACAUAUUUAAAUAAAAGAAAAUGAGGCACAUUUUCAGACAAGCAGCAUUUUAUCAGACAUUGAUGUUCCUCUCAGCUUGUUACAAUGUGUAUCAACAUGGCUGCACACAAAUGUGGAAGUCAUGAGGGAAUUUGGUGGUUUACACACAGCAGCUCAUCACUGUGUGACUUCUAUGAUUUGACAUUCUUUUAGCACAGACUGCAAAGGAAAAUGUUUAUUCUCUGUUGUGUGUCAACAUGUGUGCUGUCAAACUUGUCUUAUACGAGUAACUUUUACCACAAAGUGUACAGCUAAAAGGUUUCUCUCCCGUGUGCGUUAUCAUAUGUUUUACCAUGCUACUUUUGUCGUAAAAUCGUUUACCACAAGCUGAGCAACUAAAAGGCUUUUCUCCCGUGUGCGUUAUCAUGUGUGAUGCCAUGUUUGACUUUCGGGAGAAUCGUUCCCCACAAACUGAGCAUCUAAAGGGUUUUUCUCCGGUGUGCGUUCUCAUGUGCGACACCAUGUUUACCUUCACAGUGAAGCUUUUACCACAAACUGAACAACUAAAGGGUUUCUCUCCUGUGUGUGUUCUCAUGUGUUUAACCAUGCUACUGUUGUGGGAGAAUUGUUUACCACAAACUGAACAACAAAAGGGUUUUUCUCCGGUGUGUAUUCUCAUGUGUGACACAAUUGAAAACUUUUGAGCGAAUGUUAUGCCACAAACUGAGCAACUAAAGGGUUUCUCUCCAGUGUGCGUUCUCGUGUGUGCUGUCAGACUUGAUUUCUGAGUGAAACUUUUACCACACACUGAACAGAUGUAUGGUUUUUCUCCUGUGUGUAUUCUCAUGUGCAUUUUCAGAUUACUACGGUCAUUAAAUGUUUUGCAACAUUGAGAGCAUUUAAAGUGUGUGUUGUAAGUUUGACAUGUCUUAUCAGCUUUAGCGUCUUCAUCAUCAGUGUCAGGAGAGUGCGACGUUGUGUCGUCACUAUCUGAUAGUGGAGCUAAGAGGUU